AUGGACGCCAGCAGACAUCCCGACUAUCUGCUCACAUACGAUGCGGCGGAGGUUCAAAGGCUCCAAUUGCAGCACAAUAUGAUCAUACGCGCCUUUGGCGGGCAUCUUAUUGUCGCCUCCAUAGAACUCUCACCCGGGAUGAACGUCCUCGAUAGCGCAGCGGGAACAGGCGUAUGGACUCUUCAGGCUGCUGCCCAACACCCGAACGCCAAAUUCUCCGGCAUCGACAUCGAAUCUAGGGAUUUCCCCAUCUCGCCGCCUUCAAACGCCCGAUUCCUAGUCGAAGAUAUCACUGCUUUACCAGAGGAAUGGUUCGACACAUUCGACCUCGUCCACCAGCGCCUUCUCAUUGCCGCACUUCGCGCUGAGGAAUGGCCGCAAGCCAUCGCCGAAGCGCACCGCGCGCUGCGACUCGGCGGAUGGGCUCAGUUCGUCGAGUGCAGCACGCUAUGGCUACGCGGACCCAUCGCGAGGUGCUUCCUCGAGAUAUACCGCGCGCUAUACAACUCUCGAAACAUGCUCCUGACAUGCGCGGAGGAUAUCCCGCAGAUGCUCGAGGAUGCCGGCUUCCGCAACGUGCGCAGCGAGCGCGUGUAUAUCGAGAUGGCUGGAACGACGCCGGAAGCGACUGCGGCCAGGACGACCAUCGUCGGAGUAUACAGACAGUUUAAGGACGCGAUUAUGCAGGCGGGGGGCUUCGGUCUUGUGGAGUCGGGAGAGGAAUAUGAUGCACUGAUGAGCGAGCUGGAGAAGGAAAUAAAGACGGGAAUCGACGGGACUUACCCAUUGGAGUAA
Schizophyllum commune H4-8 is the source of this 795-nucleotide messenger RNA. RefSeq names its product S-adenosyl-L-methionine-dependent methyltransferase. The record is from RefSeq and is a predicted model, not a curated record. The coding region runs from base 1 to 795 and encodes 264 amino acids. Gene Ontology annotation, molecular function: methyltransferase activity. The transcript has 3 exons. NCBI's taxonomy places the organism in Eukaryota, Fungi, Basidiomycota, Agaricomycetes, Agaricales, Schizophyllaceae.